Molecule: messenger RNA, 1713 nt
Organism: Ictalurus punctatus (channel catfish)
Lineage: Eukaryota; Metazoa; Chordata; Actinopteri; Siluriformes; Ictaluridae
Gene: myod1
Product: myogenic differentiation 1
Exons: 3
Coding region: 201-1010 (269 amino acids)
Biological process (GO): positive regulation of myoblast differentiation; muscle organ development; regulation of transcription by RNA polymerase II
Molecular function (GO): protein dimerization activity; RNA polymerase II cis-regulatory region sequence-specific DNA binding; DNA-binding transcription factor activity, RNA polymerase II-specific
Source: RefSeq, a predicted model, not a curated record
GUGUCAGGAAGCCUCCUCAGCAACAAGUGCCUGGAAGGGUCCUCACAGAGCAGUGCGUUCAAGCCAACCCGGCCUUACUGUCUUGUAAUUUCAAGAACAUUACGAAAUAUUAGGUUAAACACUUAACUAGAGGCAGGAUAAACUCUGGGCUACAUCUUUUUUACGCACAAAAAAAUCCCCAAAUUUUUUUUGAAGAAAGGAUGGAGCUGUCGGAUAUUCCGUUCCCCAUCCCAUCGGCUGAUGAUUUCUAUGACGACCCCUGCUUUAACACCAGCGACAUGCACUUCUUCGAAGACCUGGACCCCAGGCUAGUGCACGUGAGCUUGCUUAAGUCGGAUGAACACAACCACAUGGAGGAUGAACAUAUCCGGGCGCCGAGCGGGCACCACCAAGCGGGCAGGUGUCUCCUGUGGGCGUGUAAAGCAUGCAAGAGGAAAACCACCAACGCGGACAGGCGCAAAGCCGCAACUAUGAGAGAGAGGAGACGCCUGAGCAAGGUCAACGACGCUUUUGAAACCCUGAAGAGGUGCACGUCUACUAACCCUAACCAGAGGCUGCCCAAGGUGGAGAUCCUGAGAAACGCCAUCAGUUACAUCGAGUCUCUCCAAGCCUUACUCAGAAGUCAAGAGGAGAACUACUACCCGGUUCUGGAGCAAUACAGCGGAGAUUCAGACGCCUCCAGUCCCAGGUCCAACUGCUCAGAUGGCAUGAUGGAUUUUAAUGGCCCUGCUCGACCGUCCGGAAGACGAAACAGCUAUGACACCACGUACUUCAACGAAACUCCAAAUGGAGAUGUGAGGAGUAAUAAGAACCCAGUGGUGUCGAGUUUGGACUGUCUGUCCAGCAUCGUGGAGCGGAUCUCCACUGAGUCUCCCGCCGCCUCCUCGCUCCCUGCGGCUGAGCUGUGUGACGGGGUCACCGGCUCUCCACCCGAGACAAGCGUGCCUUCUCCAAAUAACACCUGCAGCCCGUCCGGCCCGACCCACGACCCCAUCUAUCAGGUGCUCUGAAUGGAAAGGAGGAAACAGCCAUGCAUACAUCCACAACAUUUCAGAGAACGCGAGAGACAAUGUAAAUUAAUGAGGACUACUACUCCUGUCAUGAACUGAGAAAAAAAUACAAACUACCACCAAACUGUUAAAGACGUUGGAGAACAGAAGAAAAAUCCUUUAGAUGUUCUUUCUUUCUUUCUUUCUUUCUUUCUUUCUUUCUUUCUAGAAAAUUGUCAAAUUCCAUUAUGAUCGUGGCUCUACAGAAGUCAGUUUCUUAACUCAGCUUAUUUAUAUAAUAAUGUCAGUGUUGCCAUAUGUGACCAUAUUUUUCCCUUUCUUUCGUUCUUUCGUUCUUUCUUUCUUUCUUUCUUUCUUUCUUUCUUUCUUUCUUUCUUUCUUUCUUUCUUUUUGAGACUACUUUCUGUCACUUUCAUCUUUUAUUAUUUCCUAAUUAUUUACAGAGAAUAACCACUGCAGAUAUGAAAAUUAGAGGACCAUUUUUUUGUACAUGUGUAUAUAAGAGCUGUUUUGUUAAAAAAAACAAACAAACAUACAAACAAACAAACAAAAAAAAAAACACGGAGAAACGAACAAACAUAAUUGUGUAUUUAAUUUUGCCUGUUUGAGACGUUUGUUGUGUCCAGCGUUAAACUUUAUAUUUAUACAUCUUCAACGAGUGAAUGUCAAAUAAAUAAAGAUAUGGAUUAUUUAUACACAGAAA